Cetraspora pellucida is the source of this 441-nucleotide messenger RNA. Lineage: Eukaryota; Fungi; Glomeromycota; Glomeromycetes; Diversisporales; Gigasporaceae. The record is from the annotation of a GenBank genome assembly.
AUGAAAUUCAACUUCGCAGCCUUAUACUUGAUUCUUCUAGCUACCAGUAUACUGGCAGUUCCAACACUAAAAGAAGAUGCUAAAGACUUAGAUAAGCGUACUCCUGGACAUGAUCAUUGGGAACAUGAACACAAAGGACAUGAUCAUUUGGAACAUGGAUACAAGGAACAUAAAAGAGGAGAACAUGAAAAAGGACAUGGGGAUCAUGGACAUGAGGAUCAUAGAGAUUAUGGAUAUGAACAUGGUGGACAUUGGGAACAUAAGAAGGGACAUGAAGGACAUGGACAUGGGGACCAUGGACAUGGGAACCAUGGGCAUGAGGAUCAUGGAUAUGACGGAUACAGACAUGGUGGACAUUGGGAACAUAAGAGAGGACACGGGGGACAUGGCCAUGGAGAACAUGAACAUUGGGAACAUGAACAUAAAGAACAUGAAUAUUAG